AUGUGGUGUAGUCGUGCCAUUGGAUAUAACCCAUCUUAUCCAUUAAGAUGCUGGGUGCUUCUGUCUGAUUGGUCAGCUCUUGAUCCAAUCCGUUUCUGCAUCUUUCCACUUGCUUCUCAUCCACUCCUGAAGCUUCUCCUCUCUCUCAGUGCUGGGUGUCUCUCCCUGAUAGCAUCAGAUCUUAUUGGAGCUUAUCCACGUCCUCUCUCCUCCAUAGCAGCUGGUGUCGUUGCCCAAUUGGUUUAG
Messenger RNA from Microthlaspi erraticum, 246 nucleotides. The record is from the annotation of a GenBank genome assembly. Lineage: Eukaryota; Viridiplantae; Streptophyta; Magnoliopsida; Brassicales; Brassicaceae.